GGAAAAGGUAGAAAAAACGCACAUGUAUUCCUGACAGCCCAUUGGUCCAAAUUUUCCCUGUGCUGCCACAAUACUGCACACACGUGACCCCCUGUUUUCACCCAGUUAAACGCAUGUACUUAAAAGACAGGCCACUGCAAUUCACCAGCACAAGCACGAUAAACACAACAUAAUUAAUGUUAGCAAGGUAAGGUCGCUGCUGUGGGGACCAGGAUCACUGGGAGCGGACCAUGGCGGCUGCCACGAGCAGCAACACCUCCACAGCCACGCUACAGAUCAGCCACUCCAGUAUCGAGCAAACGCGGAAACGCAUAGACCCGAGGAGGAGGCAAGCGGCGUUGUCUUUUCUCAGCAACAUUUCUUUGGAUGGGCGACCAGUGCAAGACGACCAAAACGAAGAGGAUGACUCUCUUGAAGCUAGGACUAGACAGACCCUGGUUUCUCCGGAGCGCUCGGUGUACGGGGCUGCCGGAGCUGCAGCUGCGGCGGCAGCGACCACCGCCGCCCAGGCACUUGCUUUCGCAAAACAGGCUCUUCUCUCCGGCGGUCGGGCCAGUUUCGGGACGGGUCCCGCAGCUGCCCCGGUAGGUACAGACACGGAGGGCGACGCUUUUGUGCCCCCGACGUUCAGCUCGCCGUUCUCCGCGGUCCCAGCAUCGACUAGAGGGAGGCUGCAGACGUACACUCAGGGAAUCCUACCUGCCCCUUACUCCAGGCAAACCUCCCAGAACUACAGCCUGGAGGGCGUACAGAUAGCCAACUCUGCGAUAGAGCUGCAGAGAUCAAGACGAAGACUCAUCUCUCAGCGCUCUUCGCUUGAAACACUAGAGGACAUUGAGGAGAAUGCUCCUCUCCGCAGAUGCCGAACCUUAUCGGGUUCACCCCGACCAAAGAGCUUCAAGAAGAUCCACUUCAUAAAGAACUUGAGGCAACAUGAUAUGCGCAAUGGAAGGAUAGUCCUUAUCAGUGGCAGAAGAUCCUUCUAUAGUGUAUUUUCUGUCCUGCCCUAUCGAGAUUGUAGCCAAGCAGGGGAUGUCAAGCCUGAGGAGAGGGCGUCAGCGGGCACCUCAGGAGGCGUCAGUGCCAAGGAGAUGGAUCGGGGGAGGGUGGAGUUAGGAGCUGAUGGAAAGACGGUGUCUUACACCCAGUUCCUGUUUCCCACCAACGCGCUUGGUGGUCGAAGGAACACCAUCGACUCCACUUCAUCCUUCUCUCAGUCUCGUUACGCCAGCCAUAGAAGCCUCAGUUUGGGCCGAGCCAACAGCAACCAGAGCAGCAUGGACACAGGUCAGUCAGCUGCCAACAAGUACUUACAUUCGUUCUCCUUCAUGACUACGGUCAUUGAAUACGUCAAACCCUCUGACCUCAAGAAGGACAUGAACGAAACUUUCAAGGAGAAAUUCCCCCACAUAAGGCUUACACUCAGCAAGAUUAGAAGCUUGAAAAGGGAGAUAAAAAAGUUGGCCCUAGAUGAAUGUGGUUACGAGGAGCCAACAGUGGCCAUGGCAUUCGUCUACUUUGAAAAACUUGUGCUUCAAGGCAAACUAAACAAGCAGAAUCGUAAACUCUGCGCUGGAGCUUGUGUCCUGCUGGCGGCCAAGAUCGGUGGCGAUCUCAAGAAACACGAGGUCAAGCUCCUGAUAGACAAACUGGAGGAGAGGUUCAGGGUGAACCGCAGAGAGCUGAUAGCAUUCGAGUUCCCGGUGCUGGUGGCGUUAGAGUUCAACCUGCACCUGCCAGAACACGAGAUCAUGCCCCACUACAGACGCCUGCUGCAGACCUCCUAGCAUUAGUGACCCAUCAGGAGGACGACCACCAGGUUCUCCUUCUGAUCCUCUGCUUCCCACCGUAUCCAUCCUCACUAAACAACAGCCGACAACACUCUCCUUCUCAGAGACCUGAAAUCAGCCAAAGGGACACAUUUCUAAAACUUUCUACUAUUGUUUGACUGUAAAAAAGGGUUCAACCGUCAAACAAGUUGUUUUUCUAGUUUGCAUGUGUACACGUCUUCAUCUUCACUUUGUGUAUUUUUAAAGCUCUCUUGUUGAUUAAGAGAGCUUUUUAUUUUUAUCUGAUGGUGAACUUUUCCUCUCAGUUAAGGCAACCAAUGAUUGUAACAUUGUUUAACAUCUCUUUUCAUUAAUCUCCACCUUGUAAACUCUGGUGUGAUUGGUUGCCUCCUGAUCUGCAUAAAAUUGAAACAAAAGCCUUUUAAGUGGCUGGUUUUGGCUGGACUUCUUCAGAGUGACUCAUCUUUUUGCAAGUCAUUACCUUAAAAGUUCACUUUUGAAUAUUGGGAGACAUAGGGGGAAGGCAGGCAUUGUUUUUAGAGUUUUUAUAAGAUUUGGAUUUGUUCAUAAACACCACACAUAAGUCAUUUGAAUGGACCUUUUGAAUUGUUUUUUUUUUUCUCUUAUGGUUUACUCACAAUUUUCUAGCCAAAACUAUCCACAUGAAAUGUAAUGAUUGUUUGCAUACAGGUAUGUGCAGACAAGAUGGGACCUUCUGUUUUCACUGAAAUAUUCCAUUCCUUUUUUUUUUUUUUUUACCAUAUGCUUGCUAUGGACUUACAGAGACAAGGCCCACUUUUAUCAGUGUUGAAUUUCCUGUGCUCUAUGUUAGAGUGUAUUGCUAGCACAUUUACCGUGCUAUCAGGAAGGUAGGAGGUUUUGAUAAGAUGUUCAUGAGUGUAAAAAUGCCAUUAAACUGGGUCAGGAUUAGCAGCAGGGUGCUCUAGUGUCUAAAAUGUCAUGGGCUAAGACCCUGUGCCAGUAACUAUUCUUCCUGCUUCAAGUGUCCUUGAGCAAGGCACUGAGGUCCUUCAGGUUUCAGGGACACUUUAGCUGACCUGACCCCUGACCUCUCUGAGGAGGAGUAACUGUAAACAAGAUCCAAACAGAGAUGAAUGACGGAUCAAACAUUUGCAUAUAACUAACUAUCGGCAUUUGUUGAUUUGAAAUCUAAGUUGUUAAUAAAAGAUGAAUGUGAACAAU
Etheostoma spectabile (orangethroat darter) is the source of this 2993-nucleotide messenger RNA. It is a transcript of the gene cables1, whose product is annotated as Cdk5 and Abl enzyme substrate 1. Gene Ontology annotation, cellular component: cytosol. The record is from RefSeq and is a predicted model, not a curated record. Gene Ontology annotation, biological process: nervous system development; regulation of cell cycle. NCBI's taxonomy places the organism in Eukaryota, Metazoa, Chordata, Actinopteri, Perciformes, Percidae.